Messenger RNA from Pocillopora damicornis (cauliflower coral), 1690 nucleotides. RefSeq names its product aminoacylase-1. Gene Ontology annotation, biological process: amino acid metabolic process. Gene Ontology annotation, molecular function: aminoacylase activity. NCBI's taxonomy places the organism in Eukaryota, Metazoa, Cnidaria, Anthozoa, Scleractinia, Pocilloporidae. The record is from RefSeq and is a predicted model, not a curated record. Gene Ontology annotation, cellular component: cytoplasm.
UUCCUUUUUCUUCUCUCACCCAAACCCAUCGUUUAUUGAUUACAGAGAGGUAAUUGUUUUAUUGAGGCGAGGGGAGGUAAGGGAUAACAUGUGAGCAGUCAGUACUUUGUCACGAGGAUGCGGAAGAAAUCGAAAGAUGGCGGCCAAACGCGCUAAAGUUGAAGAAGAUGAAGACCCUUCAGUUACAGUUUUUAGGGAGUAUUUGAGGAUAAAAACUGUUCAACCAAACCCGGACUAUGAUGGCGCCGUUCUUUUUCUUGAGAGGAUUGCUAAGGAACUCGAUCUCGCAUUUAAAUGUGUAAAGAAUGCUGAGUCAGGUAAAGUUGUGGCAGUUGUCAUUACUUGGAAAGGAAAAGAGCCUGAUUUACCAUCCAUCAUGUUAAACAGUCACAUAGAUGUUGUUCCAGUGUUUCCAGAACACUGGACAUACGAUCCCUUCUCUGCCCACAAGACUGAAAAUGGUGAUAUUUUUGCCCGUGGAAGUCAGGAUAUGAAAUGUGUUGGCAUCCAGUACAUUGAAGCAAUAAGAAAGCUCCAAUCACAGCAGUUUACCCCACGUAGAACAAUUCAUGUCACAUUUGUUCCAGAUGAGGAGAUUGGUGGAGUAGAUGGAAUGGAAAAAUUUGUGGAAAUGGAUGAUUUUAAAUCUCUCAAUGUUGGUUUUGCUUUGGAUGAAGGGCUUGCAAACCCAACAGAUGCAUUCACAGUAUUUUAUGGGGAAAGAUCUGUUUGGUGGUUGAAAGUUAUUUGCAAAGGUCCUCCUGGUCAUGGUUCCAGAUUUGUGGAGGACACAGUUGGAGAGAAGAUGUGCAAGAUUGUACAGUCCUUUAUGUCUUUCAGAGAAGAACAGAAGAAAAGGUUGAACUCCAAUCCUGAUCUGAAGCUUGGUGAUGUAACUACAGUGAACUGGACAAUCACUGAGGGUGGAGUGCAAGCUAACGUCAUUCCAGCAGAAAUGUCUGCAGUGUUUGACAUCAGAAUCACCCCAACAAUGGACUUUGUGGAACUUGAGAACAAAAUAAAGCUGUGGUGUAAUGAAGCAGGAGAAGAUGUAUCAUAUGAAUUUUUACAGAAAGCAAAUAACUACAAUUUGACACCGACUACUGAAGAUGACCCUUGGUGGAAAGCCUUCAGUACCACUUGCAAGAAAAUGAACAUGAAAAUAGAGAAAGAGAUUUUCCCUGCUGGAACUGAUAGCCGUUUUUUACGCGAGCUGGGUCUUCCCGCAAUCGGUUUCUCGCCAAUGAACAACACACCGAUUCUUCUCCAUGACCAUGAUGAAUUCCUCAACGAGAAAGUUUUUCUGCACGGAAUAGAAAUCUAUUGCGAGUUGUUAACAGCUCUGGCAAAUGUGCAACCAUUUUGAACUAGAAGAUUACGUAACUAGACGCAUAUUUGCGUUCACUCGGGCUUUCUGUUGGAAAGAAACUUUGUUUUUUUCUAUGUGCCUAAGUUUCUUUUGUGCAAUUAUUAGUUUAUCCUGGAACUGUUUCGUGUCUGAUUUUGCACCGCGAAAGCUCCUCUUCGUCCGCCACUACACCAUGUGCUCAUCAGUCAAAAGUCGCGCAUACGUCAAAGUCAAAAGGUUGCGCAUGCGUGAUGAGGACUUGGUUACGUUUUGCCCAAUUUAUAACUCGGGAAGCCCGAGUAAUAAAAAUAAAGAGAUGAUAUCACAACGAUUUAUUUGAAA